CGCAUAUGGUACAAGGCGUAUGGCCAAGAUAAGAAGUAACUAGAUGAGGACGUACGAUUGCCAACUCCGCGGCGAGUAUUCCACCGUCACUCUCGUGCAACUUCAGAAGUAGCUAUAAGUUACAGUGGACUGUCUGCUCUGCGCGGAUGUACUAUUACUACUAGGUAAGAUCAGUUGGGCGAUCGGGGAUUUACAGAUGUAGUGCAACCUUUCCGAAAAAACUCGAGUCUGGCAAUUCCUGGACUAUCCCAAACUGAGCGCUGAGCGCUCAAUGUGCGGGCAAAGUUGUAGAUCUGGCAGGUACUUCGGUCGCCGCAUCCGAGGCGGAUCCGCUCUUGCAACUGAGGUUUAUAAUGUGCGUCAAGUCGUGCCAUCUUCAUCACCCUAGUCAAGGAUGCUUGUUACUGUGCGAUCUGUGGGAUUGAAACUGUCCACUAAAGCCAAUCUUUUGGCCGUGUCGCAUGUUUUGCUUGCGCUAGGAGCGUUGUCUUCUCCGGCAGUCACCGUAUCACCCAUCGUCAAUUUAGGUUAUGCCCAGUACCAGGGAUCAGUUGACAUGGUGACAAACAUCACCAGCUUCCUUGGAAUACGCUACGCAGCUCCUCCAGUCGGCGACUUGAGAUGGGCAGCUCCGCAGCCUCCAUUGGCCGUCUCUGGGGUUCAACAAGCUACCACGCAACCAAACAGAUGCAAUAAAGCACCCACAGGCAACUCUUUGACAAAUCCGUUUGAAAGCACCUCUAUGAGGAAAAGGGCUAUUAGUCAAUCUGAAGACUGCUUAUUCUUGAAUGUAUACACUCCUGGAAGUAAAGUGGUGGCCACUCCGGGAGGAGGGCUGCCAGUUGUCGUUUUCAUUCAUGGUGGGGGGUAUAUUACAGGAGCUGCAAGCGUAUUCAAUGGCGCAGAUCUAAUUGUGGACUCGAAUCACGGUGUCAUCACUGUCUUAAUCCAGUACCGCCUCGGUUUAUUCGGUUUUCUUCCUGGGAAAGCAGUCAAGGAAGGGGGUGCACUCAAUGCUGGACUACAAUUAUGCAUUACAAUGGGUGCAGGCCUACCUUCGGUGGCGACCCCCGCGAAGGUCACAAUUUGGGGGGAGUCCGCUGGUGCCGGUUCAGUGCUACAACAUAUCGUUGCUCAUGGAGGAAACACGCAGCCUCCCCUCUUCGAAACCGCCAUGACGAGUUCUACGUUCUUACCAUCCCAAUACAACUAUAAUGACCGAAUUCCGGAGAUGUUGUAUAGUGAGGUCGUCAAUGGAACGAACUGUACCUCAAGUUCAGAUACCCUCUCUUGUUUGCGCGCUGCAGACGUCAAUACGCUGCAGACCUUGAACUAUAACAUCAAUGUCAACGGGUUCUUUGGCACGUUCGUAUUCGUCCCUGUUGUGGAUGGCACUUUCAUCUUGGAGAGGCCUACCGUGACGAUAAGGAAAGGUCGUUUGAAUGGCAAAUAUCUCCUCUCUAUGACCAAUUCGCAUGAGGGCAACGCUUUCGUCGACCAAUCGAUGACAUUGGAUGUUGCAGAUUAUGUCAAGACGCUUUUCCCGAAUUUCGGUUCUGCUCAAGUUGCUGGAGCGGUGACAAUGUACGAGAACUACGGAAGUAACCUUAACCAGGCAAAUCUUCAAUAUUCGUUUGCCCCACUUAUUAUCUCCUUUUGGCAUUUGGGAGAACGAGCUUGGAAAGGCGAGUUUGCAAUCCCGCCUGGCCUGCAUGGAAGUGAUGUUGCAUACUACUUCACCUCAUAUGGGGGUGGUCCUCCAUACAACAAUUCGCAGUUCAUCACUGCUUUCUCGAAUUCAUUCAUGGCUAUGGCCAUGUUCGAGACUCCUGACGACAGAUACACCCCGGGAGAUAUCACACCUUCCUGGACAUCUUGGCAAUAUGAUUUGACAGAGAUGAAGUUCAACGAGACAUUCGCGGGAGUGCCCGACAUUUACACUUUUAAGACUGAUAGCGCCUUGCUGGAGCGUUGCGCGUGA
Suillus subalutaceus is the source of this 1981-nucleotide messenger RNA. RefSeq names its product Alpha/Beta hydrolase protein. NCBI's taxonomy places the organism in Eukaryota, Fungi, Basidiomycota, Agaricomycetes, Boletales, Suillaceae. Bases 395 to 1981 code for a protein of 528 amino acids. The record is from RefSeq and is a predicted model, not a curated record. The transcript has 13 exons.